Molecule: messenger RNA, 3538 nt
Organism: Melopsittacus undulatus (budgerigar)
Lineage: Eukaryota; Metazoa; Chordata; Aves; Psittaciformes; Psittaculidae
Product: cadherin-7
Exons: 12
Coding region: 473-2830 (785 amino acids)
Biological process (GO): homophilic cell-cell adhesion; cell morphogenesis; cell-cell junction assembly
Cellular component (GO): plasma membrane; catenin complex; adherens junction
Molecular function (GO): cadherin binding; calcium ion binding
Source: RefSeq, a predicted model, not a curated record
GAGCUGGGCUUGGCAUCGGCACCCACUUCUCCCACCGUGCGCCUAGCCGCUCGCCGUGCCGUGCCUCGCUGUGCUGCGAAGGAGGAGCGGAGCGGCGGCUGUCCUACCUCCGCGGGUGCGGGCGAGUGCGCGGGAGGGCGCGCAGCCCCCAUGCCAGGCGGGCGCCCGGCCGCCCGCAGCCCGGCCCCCGCCUGGGAGCAUCCCGCCAUCGUUUCGCUGCGGAAGCACCGUGGGUCCUUGGGAUUAAAAUACUCACUGAGCUGGGCAGCUGAGGGAGAGGGGGAGCAGGUACCUACUACAUCAUUUCUUUGGUGAAGGCUAUUCAGCAGUGGUGACUUCUUCCAAUUGACCGCUUCACAAACUAUUAUCUCUGGACUUCCAGCUAACACCCUGCCAGAGGCUAGAACCACUGAGACAACUGGAAUUGUGCCCAUUCUCAUCAAGGCUUUUUCUUUCACAAGGAAAAAAAAAGAUGAAGUUCGGCAAAGUGGAGUUCUGCCAUUUUCUGCAGAUUCUAGCUCUUUUCCUGUGUCUUUCUGGGAUGAAUCAAGCAGAGUUCUCAAGGUCCAGGUCAAAGCCCUACUUUCAAUCAGGGAGGACAAGAACCAAACGCAGCUGGGUGUGGAAUCAAUUCUUUGUGCUGGAAGAAUACAUGGGUACAGACCCACUCUAUGUAGGAAAGCUUCACUCUGAUGUUGAUAAAGGAGAUGGUUCCAUCAAAUACAUCUUGUCAGGCGAAGGGGCAAGUUCCAUUUUCAUUAUUGAUGAGAACACGGGUGAUAUUCAUGCUACAAAGAGGCUGGAUCGAGAAGAGCAGGCCUACUAUACUCUCCGAGCACAAGCACUAGAUAGACUGACUAAUAAACCUGUGGAACCAGAAUCUGAGUUCGUCAUUAAGAUUCAGGACAUAAAUGACAAUGAGCCAAAAUUUCUGGAUGGUCCUUACACUGCUGGAGUUCCUGAGAUGUCUCCCGUGGGUACUUCUGUGGUUCAAGUGACGGCCACUGAUGCAGAUGAUCCUACUUACGGCAAUAGUGCUAGAGUGGUUUACAGCAUAUUGCAAGGACAACCUUACUUUUCUGUGGAGCCAAAAACAGGUGUUAUAAAGACUGCCCUUCCGAAUAUGGAUAGAGAAGCCAAGGACCAAUACCUACUAGUUAUUCAAGCAAAGGACAUGGUUGGGCAAAAUGGUGGAUUAUCAGGGACUACAUCUGUAACUGUCACUCUGACUGAUGUUAAUGACAACCCACCUCGCUUUCCACGACGAUCAUACCAGUAUAAUGUCCCAGAGUCUUUGCCAGUGGCUUCUGUGGUGGCCAGAAUAAAAGCUGCAGAUGCAGAUGUGGGACCUAAUGCUGAAAUGGAGUAUAAGAUUGUGGAUGGUGAUGGCUUGGGAGUGUUUAAAAUUUCUGUUGACAAAGACACUCAGGAGGGAAUCAUAACAAUUCAGAAGGAGCUGGAUUUUGAAGCUAAGACAAGCUAUACACUGAGGAUAGAAGCAGCAAAUAUGCAUGUUGACCCUCGCUUCCUGAGUCUGGGACCCUUCAGUGACAUGACAACAGUGAAGAUAAUUGUAGAAGAUGUUGAUGAGCCACCUGUGUUUACUUCACGUUUGUACUCCAUGGUGGUGUCUGAAGCAGCAAAGGUGGGCACUAUCAUUGGAACUGUAGCGGCCCAUGAUCCAGAUGCCUCAAAUAGCCCUGUCAGGUACUCAAUAGAUCGAAACACAGACCUGGAGAGGUAUUUCAAUAUUGAUGCCAACAGUGGAGUCAUUACAACUGCCAAAUCUUUGGACAGGGAAACUAAUGCUGUUCAUAAUAUCACCGUUUUGGCUAUGGAGAGUCAGAAUCCAGCACAGAUUGGGAGAGGCUAUGUAGCCAUAACUAUCCUUGACAUCAAUGACAAUGCCCCUGAGUUUGCCAUGGAGUAUGAGACAACUGUCUGCGAAAAUGCUCACGCUGGUCAGGUGAUCCAGAAAAUCAGUGCAAUUGAUAAAGAUGAUCCACCGAAUGGCCAUCAGUUCUACUUCAGUUUAGCAGCAGAGGCAGCAAAUAACCACAAUUUUACACUGCAAGACAACAAAGAUAAUACUGCAACAGUAUUAACUAGACGAAAUGGUUUCCGAAGACAGGAACAGUCUGUUUUCUACUUGCCAAUAUUCAUUGUGGACAGUGGAUCACCUUCACUUAGUAGCACUAAUACUCUCACCAUUAGAGUCUGUGAUUGUGAUGCAGAUGGUAUUGCUCAGUCAUGCAAUGCAGAAGCAUAUAUCUUGCCUGCAGGACUUAGCACUGGAGCCCUGAUUGCAAUAUUGGCUUGUGUCUUGACACUGCUAGUUCUUGUCUUGCUGAUUGUCACCAUGAGGCGACGGAAAAAGGAGCCCCUCAUUUUUGAUGAAGAGAGAGAUAUCAGAGAGAACAUUGUCAGGUAUGAUGAUGAGGGUGGUGGAGAAGAAGACACAGAGGCUUUUGACAUGGCUGCCUUGAGAAACCUCAACAUCAUCCGAGACACCAAGACCAGAAGGGAUGUGACACCUGAGAUUCAGUUCUUGAGCAGACCAACUUUUAAAAGCAUUCCAGAUAACGUCAUUUUUAGGGAAUUUAUCUGGGAAAGACUAAAAGAAGCUGACAUGGACCCCUGCGCGCCACCUUACGACUCUCUGCAGACAUACGCAUUUGAGGGGAAUGGCUCAGUGGCAGAGUCUCUCAGUUCUUUAGAUUCAAUCAGCUCAAACUCUGACCAGAACUACGAUUACCUCAGUGACUGGGGCCCUCGCUUCAAAAGGCUUGCGGAUAUGUAUGGGACUGGACCAGAAUGCUUAUACUCAUAGCCUUGGAACCUAUCUCUGAAAAUGCACUGAAGAAUAAUAAACCAGAAAACUUAACCUUACAGACUGAAGAAAAGUUGUAAAUAUUUCUCCAUUUUUAACCUUUUAGGUUUUUUUUUGCCUUGGUGGAACAUAUCUUCAUUAGAAUUGUCCUAGGGACUGCACUGACCACACAAAAUAUGAGCAUUCGGUGACAUUUUUGAUAAAAUGAAAUGCUCAGCCACGUUCAAAUAGAUAGCAACCUUCAGAUACCUGCAGAGGCAGCUCACUUUCAAGAGUAUGCACCGUGACCUCAAUGAGCCAAUGAUACUCUGUAGAUGCUUUUGCAGUAUUGCUGCAUCUAGCACGCAGUGUCUCCGAUAGGAGACAAGUGUAAGAAGAAACAAAUUUACAAAUACAAUAUAUAAUUCAAUGCAACAUCACAGUAUAUAGUAUUUAUGGAUGCAAGGGUUUUUUUUAAGAAAUUUUCUUUACAGUGUUGAAUGCAGCUUACUGUGAUGAAAGCAGGGCAAACAUUAAAACAAACAGAAAUCCAGUAGAUCACCUUUUUGCUUCUCUCUGUUUAUUCUCAGAUAGUCAAUCAGAAGUUUCUGUCAUUUUCUGAGCAAUUUUAUGGAAAAUUGCUCUUUGUACUAAGAAUUUCCACAGUGUUUGUCAUCAACAUACCAAAAGAGUUUGUAAACCAUAUAAAAUGAGAAAUAUGGAGGGGUA